AUGCCUCGCUGCAUGUUUUGCCGCGCUUUUACUAUCAGCCAGGAUCAUUACUACCUGGAAUUCCACCCAAACCUCGCGUCGCUCAAAAGGAGCGCCGACGAUGGCUGCGAUUUCUGUCAUCUUUGCUGGACAGACUUCCGACGAGAGUGGACCGAUUCUCAGAUCGAAUCUGUCCUUGGAGGUGAAGUUCCAGAAGGCGUGACCAAAUUUGAACCAGGUAUCUGGAUUUACAUCCAUUUCACGGACAACGGUCCUAUUUCAAGACAGCCGCGAAUCAUUGUGUCAUGCGGGAGAUAUAACCCCAUCACUUCUGUGAGGGAAAGUAGUCAUGGCCUCGACUACAUCAACCUAGCCGUCUAUGGGAAGGAAGGAACUUCAGCAGGUUUGCGAACACCUGGACGAAUCUGCACAAGCGAAAAUGAGCCCGACUCCUAUAUAACCUUGAUCCGGGGUUUUCUCGGGAGAUGUACGAAGUCUCAUCGAGCCUGCCGUUUUGAAGGGACGUACGAGAUGCCAACAAGGGUCAUCGAUGUGGGUAACCAAGGACAGCGUCCGCGACUCGUCAUCACCAGCCCCAGCAUGAAGCAGAACUACCUUGCCUUGUCUUACUGUUGGGGACCUGCUACAGACACCUUUACUCUCAACCGCGACACAAUGGAUGGAAUGUUGAAGGGUGUCGAUGAAUCUCGGCUCGUGGCCGCACAUCGCGAUACUAUAGCCUUAUCUCGACAACUCGGCAUCCAAUAUAUCUGGAUUGAUGCUUUGUGUAUCAUUCAGGGCGACAAGGAUGAUUGGGAGUAUGAAUCAAUGCUCAUGGCUAGGGUCUAUGGCAACGCGACCCUUACCAUCACGGCAGGGAGGUCAGACGACGCUCGCAAUUCCUUCAUCGCCAAUCAAUACAAACAGCAUGCACCCUGUUGCGAGUUUCCCCUGGGGGAUGGCGAACUUGGAACUGUCCUUGUUGGCUCGCUCAGGUCUGGGCAUAAUGGAAACACUGAAACUCGUGGAUGGUGUUGUCAGGAGAAGAGACUAAGCCGUAGGAUUGUCUUUUUCGGCAAGGAGCAACUUAUCUUCAUGUGUCGAAGUUCUGGCUACUCAGAGGAUUACAACUACCAACAAGACAAGAUCAUGUCUCUCCACGGCAUUUUAAACGGGGCUCAUGCUAAUUCACAGAUGAAAAAAGACAGGUUGCUUACGUUCUGGGAUACAGUCUUGGUGGACUUUUCUAAACGUCAGUUGUCGAACCCUCAUGAUAUUUUCGCUGCCCUUGCCUCCAUUGCUGCGCCCAUCUCCGAAGCUCUAGAGUCAAGAUACCUUGCAGGUCUCUGGGAGUGCGACCUCGUUCGUUGUUUAUUGUGGAGGCCUGGUUAUAGGGUCACCAACGCCUUCGGGCCAGCAACUAGACCUUUACCCACCAGGUUUGCUCCCUCUCCGGUCAUCAGGGCUCCUUCUUGGUCUUGGGCUUCCAUCCAAGGCGGCAUUAUGCCUCUGCAACUGCGGCAAUUCCGGAGGAAGGAAACGAGACGUCAGAGUGGAGAGUCAUUCGUAAGGCCAAAACAACAAAAGCCCGUCUUCUGGACAGUAGAUACCCACUGUGGAGCUGAUAAACUACACAUGCCAUCUUGCGAGUUGCAGCUUUUGGGACAGAUCCAAGAAGCUAUCGUCCUCUCGAAAACGCCGUCCAGCGAUUUCAUCGCUUCCCUACUCAAACAGUCUAAGAGGCCAACGAGCAAUAUGCGACGACCAGUUCUUCUCGGACGCAAGGAGUCCAAUGAAGGAAUCCCGAGUAAAGAUAUGUCGCUUUUUGUAGCGCUGGGGAUGUUCGAUUUUGAUAAUGAGAGUACUGAAAAGGUCUGGUGUUUGCAGCUUACACUUGAAGAGGGGUUGAUGCUUUGCCAAAGGGACUAUGGGACGUUCAAGCGUUUAGGACUAUUUCAGCUAUAUCAGAUGGAUUGGUUCGACAACGUGGAGGAGACUGAAGUCAAACUAGUAUAA
Molecule: messenger RNA, 1995 nt
Organism: Fusarium venenatum
Lineage: Eukaryota; Fungi; Ascomycota; Sordariomycetes; Hypocreales; Nectriaceae
Product: heterokaryon incompatibility protein-domain-containing protein
Source: RefSeq, a predicted model, not a curated record